AUGGCUAGUUUGAUUCCUAUUUCCACUUAUAACUUGGCUCUUAAGCCAUUCAACCCAAUCCCAGCUAUUGAGGAUGACUAUCCUGUUACUAUUAGAAUCACUUUAGCUGCUGUUGAUCCUGAAGCUGUUGAUGAUAAAGCUGAACCAUCAACUUUAAGAUUAUUAAAGAAAACCAAUCCUUUCAUUGAUGAUGAUGAAGAUGACUUUGAUGAUGAAGACGAUGAAGAUGAAGAUGAUGAAGAUGAUUUAGAUGAAUUAGAUGAUGAAGAACUUGCCAAGAAAGUUGAAGAACUUAAAGAUGAGGAAGCUGAAGAAGCUGAGGAAGACGAAGAAGAAGAAGAAGAAGAUGAUGAAGAUGAAGAAGAUGAUGAAGAGGAAGAUGGUGUUUCUGAAUUCAUUGUUUGUACUUUAUCUCCAAAAGUUCAAUUCCAACAAACCAUUGAUAUCACCAUUAACCCAGAUGAAGAAGUUUACUUUGUCGUUACUGGUUCAUACCCAAUUCAUUUAAGUGGUAAUUACGUCGAACAUCCAGCUGAUGAAGAUGAUGAAGAUGAAGAUGAUUAUUAUGAAGAUGACGAUGAAGAUGAUGAAUAUAACUUAACUCCAGAUGAAGAUGAAUUAAUCGAUGGGGAAGAAUAUGAUUUAGAAGAUUUAGAAAAUGAAGAAGAUGUCGUGGCUAAGAUUGAAGAAUUAAUUGGUAAAGAUCUUAAGAAUGGUAAAAAGAGAUCCAUUGAAGAAGUUGAAGAAGAUGAAGAAGAAGAAGAUGAUGAUGAAGAAGAAUCAGAACCAAAGAAAUCUAAAAAGGAAAAAUCCGUUCAAUUCACUAAAGAAUUAGAACAAGGUCCAACUGGUUCAUCAUUAACUGAAAAGAAAGAAACCAAAAAGGAAAGAAAACAAAGACAAAAGGCUGAAAAGGCUGCUGCUGCCGCUGCUGAAAAGAAAGAAUCAGCUGCACCAGUUGAAGCUGAAUCUAAGAAAGCUGAAUCCAAAAAAGAUGAAUCUAAGAAAUAUCCAACCAAAACUCUUUUAGGUGGUGUUGUUACUGAAGAUAGAAAAGUCGGUAAAGGUACUACUGCCAAAGGUGGUAAUAAAGUUGGGAUUAGAUAUAUUGGUAAAUUAAAGAAUGGUAAAGUCUUUGAUAAAAACACCAAUGGUAAACCAUUUUCAUUCAAUUUAGGUAAAGGUGAAUGUAUUAAAGGUUUUGAUUUAGGUGUUGCUGGUAUGGCCAUUGGAGGAGAAAGAAGAGUUGUUAUCCCAGCCAAGAUGGGUUAUGGAUCUCAAGCUCUUCCAGGUAUUCCAGCCAACUCUGAAUUAACCUUUGAUAUUAAAUUAGUUUCUUUAAAAUAA
Scheffersomyces coipomensis is the source of this 1347-nucleotide messenger RNA. RefSeq names its product peptidylprolyl isomerase. Gene Ontology annotation, cellular component: chromatin; nucleolus. The transcript has a single exon. Gene Ontology annotation, molecular function: peptidyl-prolyl cis-trans isomerase activity. The record is from RefSeq and is a predicted model, not a curated record. Lineage: Eukaryota; Fungi; Ascomycota; Pichiomycetes; Serinales; Debaryomycetaceae. Bases 1 to 1347 code for a protein of 448 amino acids.